UGAGAAAUGUUAAGUCCGUCUUGCAUGCAAUAUGCCGGGCGGUUGCUAAUUUUACCAAAAUUGUUAAUUCUACGUUAAUAUUGAGGCGUGAUAAUUACAGAUUUUAUUAAUUUGUAAUGGCGGGAAUUAAAUCCUUGGCGGUUCGGGGCAUACGAAGUUUCGGUCCAGAAGAAGCAGAUGAACAACGGAUAUUGUUUGAUAAACCCCUUACUCUUAUUUUGGGCCAAAAUGGUUGUGGUAAAACUACGAUUAUUGAAUGUGUACGUUAUGCCAUCACCGGUAAUAUGCCACCAGGCAGCCGCAAUGAAUGCUUCGUGCAUGAUCCUAAAGUAAACAGGUCUACCGAAGUUCUCGCUCAAGUGAAACUGAAGAUUAUUAAUGCAAAAGAUGAACAACUGGAAGUGUCAAGAUCCAUGAAGGUUACAGCACUGCAGAAGAAAAAAACCAAAUUCCAGACAUUAGACUCCUUUCUUUCUAUUAUUGAUGUGAAUGGCAAAACUAAAGAUAUCUCAUCAAGAUGUGCAGAUUUGGACUUUGUCAUGUAUGAACAGUUAGGUGUGUCAAAAGCGAUCCUGAAUUCAGUGAUAUUUUGUCAUCAAGAAGAUUCCAGCUGGCCACUUGAUGAAGGCAAGAAAGUAAAAGAACGAUUUGAUGAAAUAUUUGAUGCAGACAAGUACAGUGAUUGUUUUGAUCGGUUGAGGAAAAUAAGAAAAGACUACACUAUUAUCUUAAAACUACUUGAGCAAGAAGUAUCUAUAUUGACAGAGAAAAAAGAGGAUCUAGACAAGAAAAAACUGGAGGUAGUCAAUGGCGAAUCUGAAAUUUCCGAGGCUGAACUGAAACUAGCUGAGUUAACAACUGAACUGAAGGCAAUAACUGAUAAAAUAAAGGCUAUAUCUCAGUUAGAGAGAAAUAUACUCACAUUUGAAACUGAAAAAGAGAAAAUAAAAACAAAGCUGGAGCAUUGUCAGAGUCAAGAAGAAGAACUGAAAACAGAAAUAAAAAAUAUUUUUGAAGGAACCACUGCGGAGCUGGAGGAAGCAAUAAACAACUAUGUAACAACAGCUAUACAGAAGAAGAAAGAACUGGAAGCAUCUUACAAGAAGAACACUACAUUUAAUAAAGAGGAGGAGAAGAUUGCAAAUGAAAAAACCUCUAAUGAAAUAAAACUAAACAAGUUGCUUUUACUUGAAAGCCAGAACCAAGAAAAAAUUGAUAAGAGAAAGACAAUGAUUGUAGAAGUGGCUAAAGUGGCAGAAAUUGAGGAUGUCAAUGAAAUCACCACUGAUGAAGAAGCUGAUAAGGGUAUAAAACUGAUUACUGAUAAAAUUACUAAUCUCAAAAAUGAUCUUAACGAGCAAAAGUCUGCAGCUGAUGCUGAAGAGCAAAGGAUGCAAGAAGCUAUAGACGCGUGUAGAGUGGCUCAUUCGCGACAUCAAGAGAAAAUAAGUAGCAAAAAAACAGAAAUAAACAAGAAUAAGAAAGAAAUAGUCAAAUUGGAUAAGUCUAUCAACGAUGCGAAUGAAUCAAAAGUGAAAUUGGAAGCAAUGGAGAAGAAAAGUGAAGAUGCUGAGGAGGAAUUAAAAAAAGCGCAGAGUGAAAUGAGUCCAGAAGAGUGCCAGCAAGAGAUCAAUGAUGAUGAGAAGGCUGUAGAGACACACGAGAAUGAGCUGGUUGAACUUGACGAAAAGAUAGUGAAACUUCAAAAACACAAUGAUAAAAUAAAAGAGCGAGAAUUGAUAGAAAAUUCUUUGAAAGAGAAAGAGAAGAAAUUUGCAGUAUUGAAGAACAAACAUAAGACUGCUCUAACAGAGUUGUUGGGUAGUAUGCCUGAAUCUGGCUUUGCAAUUUCUGUCAAUAAGUUAGAAUGUGACAUACGCAAUGAAGUUGACUCCAUGAAGCAGAAAAUGAAGGAGAAACAAUUGGAGCAAAAAAGUCUGGAGACCGAACGUAAACAUGUGCGGGAAUCUCUCAACGAGAAACGCAGUGAAUUGACCAAGGCUGAAGACAAAAUGUAUCAAGCUUGUGGCACGCAGACAUACGAGUCUACCCUCGCUAAACUGACGUCCACUGUGGAAUCACUCCAGGAUGAACAAAAUGUAUUGCAAUCUUCUAUGUUCAUCUUCGCCAAAUAUAAGACACAGCUGAAAGACAACAGCUGCUGCCCCCUGUGCAGUCGAGGGUUCGACAAUGAUUCAGAGGUAACGGAUUUAAUCUCUCAGUUGACCACUCAAGUGAUGAAUGUACCUUCAAAAUUAGAGAAAGUCACGGAAGAGCUGCAAAGAAAUUCAGCCAAGAAAGAUGAACUGCUUAGUAUGAAGUCUGUCAAUGAGAAGAUAACUUCGCUGAAGGAGAAAGAGAUACCAAAUCUCGAAACUCGACUUAAGGAUAUUGAAGCAAAAAUAUCAAUAUUAUCAAACUCUGUCGACGAGUUAUCUAUGACUGUAAUCGAACCUGAGCAAAAGUUGCAAACUGCUAAGCAGAUCCAGGGUGAUAUGCCGAUGCUAGAUCGCUACACAAAGGAGAUCAAAACUGAUACUGAAAAAUAUGAAAAACUAAAGGAACAGUGUGCUGAACUGGAGUCGGACAUGAGUCUGGACGACGCCAACGCCAAGAGAACGGACCUGAGAACUAAGAUCAGUGCACUGCGCACGCGGGUCAAGAACAACCAGAAGAAACUGAACGCGUAUAACAAGAAGAUACAGUCUAUGGCUGACAAGAAGAAUAAGCUGAAGGAACAACUGCUCGCCUUACAGAAAAAGGUCCAAGAAAUAGUCACGUUGCAAGAGAAGAGAAAGCAGUUGGAAACAGACGAGGAGAAGCUGAAUGACGAGCUGAAGGAAUUGGAAGACGGCACUACACCCCUCAAGGAGGAACUGGAAGAGAAAGAGAAAGCUAAGGCUGAGGUCGUCAAGAAGAACAGGGCUGCUCUUGAAGUUAAAAAUAGUUUUAUAACCAAAGUAGUGUCAGCUUUCGAUAAAGUGAAAACGAUAGAGGCAGAGAUCAAACAACACAUAGAAAGGAACAUUGAGAAAGAAAUGGACAAGAUAAAGGAAGCGAAUGAUAAGCUGAUGGAGAAGCAGAAACAAAUCAUGAUCGACCGCGACGCUCUCACCAAAAGGAUAGACUCUUUGAAAGAUGAGUUGGCUAAACAAGAUAUUUACAAAAACGACUUGGAUAAGAAUUCGAAGUUACGCAAAGCUCAAGAAGAGAUAGAGAAAUGCAAGGUGGCGCAACAGAAGAACGAUGAGAAUAUGAGCGGACUCAAUCGCGAGAUGCUUUCGGAAAAGGAGCCUCUCAUCACACAGCAGACUAAGAUCUUCAGGGAGAAGGCCCAGACUGAAGGGAAACUUGGCCAGCUUAAUAUCACAUUGAAACAAAACAAACUGGAAUUGAAAAAAGCCGAAGCUAAAAACAUUGAAAAGCAGUAUAAAGAAAAGUUCUUUGAGCUGCAUGUGACUAGAGCCAUAGAUAAGGAUAUUAGAGAUUACGCUGUGGCUUUGGAGAAGAGUCUUAUGGAGUUCCAUAGAGAAAAAAUGGAGAAUAUCAAUCUUAUUAUUAGAGAAAUGUGGAGAAAGAUUUAUCGUGGCAAUGAUAUAGAUUACAUUGAAAUUAAGACUGAGGGCAGUAUGACUUCAGAUUCUGAUCGGCGCAAAUACGAUUACAGAGUGGUGCAAUGCAAGAACGGCAUGGAGAUCGACAUGCGCGGGCGCUGCAGCGCGGGGCAGAAGGUGCUGGCCUGCCUCAUCAUACGCCUCGCGCUGGCGGAGACCUUCAGUGCUAGAUUCGGAAUAUUAGCACUGGACGAGCCCACAACAAAUCUAGAUCAAGAAAACAUUACAAGUCUGUGCUCGGCCCUCGGAGAAAUAGUCCAGGAGAGAAUGACCCAGAGGAACUUUAUGUUCAUCAUAAUCACACACGACAGGGAAUUUAUCGAGUCACUGGGCAACAUUGAUAAAGUCACUCACUAUUAUGAAGUUUCUAGAAACGAUGAAGGAAGAUCCCGAAUCAAGAGAAUCAGAUUCUCAUAAAUAUCUUUUAAUUUUUGAUUUCAACAAUUUUGCCAUUCCUUUUUUCUGAUGAUUUAUAGUGAAAUAGCUGUUUAAGAAGGCUGUGCCUUACAAUAACUGUGUAAUCACUACAUUAUUUUGAUUUAAGAGAAGAUACAUUUUUCAAAGUAUAAUUCAUUUUUACGUACA
Plodia interpunctella (Indianmeal moth) is the source of this 4199-nucleotide messenger RNA. It is a transcript of the gene rad50, whose product is annotated as rad50. Bases 117 to 4031 code for a protein of 1304 amino acids. NCBI's taxonomy places the organism in Eukaryota, Metazoa, Arthropoda, Insecta, Lepidoptera, Pyralidae. Gene Ontology annotation, biological process: telomere maintenance via recombination; chromosome organization involved in meiotic cell cycle; telomere maintenance via telomerase. Gene Ontology annotation, molecular function: single-stranded telomeric DNA binding; ATP hydrolysis activity; G-quadruplex DNA binding. The transcript has 19 exons. Gene Ontology annotation, cellular component: condensed nuclear chromosome; Mre11 complex; nucleus. The record is from RefSeq and is a predicted model, not a curated record.